Messenger RNA from Thalassophryne amazonica, 2615 nucleotides. RefSeq names its product iroquois homeobox 3a (gene irx3a). The record is from RefSeq and is a predicted model, not a curated record. Bases 275 to 1546 code for a protein of 423 amino acids. Lineage: Eukaryota; Metazoa; Chordata; Actinopteri; Batrachoidiformes; Batrachoididae. Gene Ontology annotation, cellular component: nucleus. The transcript is spliced from 2 exons. Gene Ontology annotation, biological process: cell development; regulation of transcription by RNA polymerase II; neuron differentiation. Gene Ontology annotation, molecular function: DNA-binding transcription factor activity, RNA polymerase II-specific; RNA polymerase II cis-regulatory region sequence-specific DNA binding.
CGACUAGAAAUGUCAAUCUGAGCAAGGGAGUCCCAAUAAUCUAAAGCAAUCUGUAAGGACCUGACCUUAGUCCAUCCAGAUCAAUAGAGAAGUGAGAGUGGAGGAGGAGGAAGAAGAAGAAAAGAGCGCAACCGGAUCGUUUUGCCGCUCCCGUGGAAAUACAGACUUUGCAUGUUUUUGUGGCGCACACUGUAAAAGUGGAUCAUAUCGAGGCGCAACUCUGUCUUUGUGAGACCGCCGCAGACUUUUACUCCCUUUCUCCUCCCGCGCCGCCAUGUCUUUCCCUCAACUGGGAUAUCAGUACAUCCGACCGAUAUACCCGCCGGAGCGUCAGGGGAUCUCCGGGAACGGCCGAACCGCCACUGACCUGAGCCCGUCCGGCGCGCUCUCCAAUGUCCUGUCGUCCAUGUACGGAUCUCCGUUCGCUGCGGCGGCGCAGAGCUACGGAGCCUUUCUGCCCUACUCCAACGAUAUCUCAAUUUUCAACCAGUUGGGCGCUCAAUAUGAGCUGAAGGACAGUCCCGGUGUUCAGCACCCAGGGUUUGCCCACCACCACCCUGCUUUUUAUCCAUAUGGUCAAUACCAGUUCGGUGACCCGUCCAGACCCAAAAACGCCACCAGGGAGAGCACCAGCACCCUGAAGGCCUGGCUCAGUGAGCACCGCAAGAACCCUUACCCGACCAAGGGAGAGAAGAUCAUGUUGGCCAUAAUCACCAAGAUGACCCUGACGCAGGUGUCCACCUGGUUCGCCAACGCCAGGAGGAGGCUAAAGAAGGAGAACAAGAUGACCUGGGCCCCUCGGAACCGCACAGACGAGGAGGGCAACGUUUAUACCAGCGACCACGAGGGGGAGGAGGGCGACAAGAGGGAGGACGAGGAGGAGAUCGACCUGGAGAACAUCGACACGGAGAACAUUGAGAGCAAGGACGACCUGGAUGACCAGGACGACCUGCACUCAGACAUCAAACUCGACGGGAGGAGUGACUCUGAGAUUUCUGACGGCUAUGAGGAUUUACAAGGGCCCGACCAGAGGUUUCUAAAAGCGGUGGGGAAGGAUGGCAAAGACGUGGAGAGAGGAGGGGAGCACUUCCACACUCACCACCACCUCCAUCCUUUGGAACUCAAAAGGUCCCACCAGGCGAGCGCGGAGCAGCUCAAACUCAACCAGGCGUCCCCGCCGUCAGAGAACAACCAGGCUCCUGCGCAAAAGCCAAAGAUCUGGUCUUUAGCAGAGACGGCCACGGCACCGGACAAUCCACGCAAAUCGCCGCAAAUGAACGGCAACAGCUGCGCUGGGCCCGCGGCGCAGACCAUCAUCAGCCCGCACAGACUCCUCUCCUCGUGUCCCGUGGGGAAAAUCCAGAACUGGACCAACCGGGCCUUCUCAGCGCAUCAGCUGGCUUUACUGAACUCGAACCACUACCUGGGACUGGCAAACCAGGCCACGGCCACGGGCCUGGCUCUGUACAGCAGCAGCAGCAGGCACUCAGAAGACAAGAGUCAUAGUUCAGAGUCUGCAGUCACAGGUACAUGUCCCCGACACUGAGACAGACAGCAGACAACACUUUUAUUUUGUAUUUUUCAACUUUUUCGUUUCCUGUUGGUGGAUUUUAUUCGCGCUUUAGGCCGCAGUGAUUAUCAGUGUGUGUUUUUUUAUGGUUGAGAAACAAACCCCACAGAGGCUGUAAAAAAGAGAAAAAAGUGUGCGCCAGGAUAUUUAAUAAUAAUAAUAAAAAGUUUUAUUUGUUCGUUUGCGCUCUCAUCACACACACACACACUAAUUAAUUAAGGGGCGCGUGUUUCGCGGUUUCCACGCGGCUUUUAACUAAUCGAGACGAUUUAAAAUAAAAAUAAAAAAUAAACUGACACACAUGUAUUUUUUUUCAUAUUUCUGAUAAAUCUAGUGCCUUGGACGCAACGAAAAAGUUAACAAAUUAAAAAAAAAAACUCAGUUCAGAGUAAGAAAGAGUUGUUUUUGAUGCUCUCACACAAUUUGGGUGUUUAUCCUAAUUAUUAUUCUUAUUUCGUUAUUAUUUUUGUGCGCAGCGCUUAUUUCGUCAGGCCUGUUUAUUCCACUUUCGGUCAUGCAAAUGAGCUCAAUGCAAAUGAACAUCAGGCUCUUUUUGUGAAAAGGCAACUGUCACUUUUAUAACACUUUGUGUUUUAGCUUUUCACCACGCAGACUAUUAUUAGUCUCACUCCCUCUCUUUUAUUUUUUUUUUAAUUAAAAAGAAAUACCCCUGUGUAUUUUAGGCCUUAGAACCAACUGAAAGCAGCUGGUUCUUUCUUGUUCCCCCCCCCCCCCCCGCCACGCGCCUUUUUUAUUUUUAAUUUGAAUAUGGAUUGUAAAAUAAGAAUAAUACAUCUCUGUGUACUUACAUUGUAAGCAUGUCCUGUGUAAAACUGCUAAUGUAAUAAUGUAUGAACCUGUAGUCUGUGAGUUUUAUUUCUUUUUUUCUUCCCCCCCCCUUUUUUUUUCUUUUUUUUUGUAAGUUCUGUGAGGAUUUGCUGUUCAAAUGUUUUGUAUAUAAAGUUAAGAAUAUGUACAUACUUGUGAACCAAAUUGUACAAGAAAUUCUAUAUUUUGGCUAAUAAAUGAACUGCUGCAACUUUAA